Molecule: messenger RNA, 2138 nt
Organism: Eucalyptus grandis
Lineage: Eukaryota; Viridiplantae; Streptophyta; Magnoliopsida; Myrtales; Myrtaceae
Product: protein PHOSPHATE STARVATION RESPONSE 1
Exons: 8
Coding region: 40-1785 (581 amino acids)
Molecular function (GO): DNA binding; DNA-binding transcription factor activity
Source: RefSeq, a predicted model, not a curated record
AGGGGAGAGAGAGAAAGAGAGAGGAGCUGCCAGAGUCGCAUGUUGCAUUCCUUUCAGAGAUCAUCGACGGAGCGGGCGGCCUGUGGCGGAAACUGCGACCAACCCUCGACGCCGCGAAGCCGGAGCCGCCGAGCUCCUCCGUCAUCCGCCGCGCCCCAGCCCCAGCCCCUCUCCUCCUCCCCCGCCACCGCCGCCGCCGCCGCCGCCGCCGCCCCGCGGCGAUCGAGGCUCUCCGGCGGAGCGCAAUGGCCGAUUGCUCGGCCCGGUCGGUUCCGGCUGCAAUUCGGGUCGAAUCUCGAGGGAAUUGAUCGCGGGAAGACGAGGAGCAUAAUGGAAGCAAGCAAUACUUAUUCGAUUCCAAAACCUGGUAUGCAGCAGCUUAAUAAUGUGAGGGCCUCAGGAGCAAUGUCUGCAUCCUCACCAGUUCUUCCGACUCAUUUUGAAGAGAGAUAUCCCAAACUUCCAGAUUCUCAUCAGGUUACCAUGUCAAGUUCUCUAUCUCAUGGAACUCCUCUACAGUCCAGUGGUGGGGCAAUUGGUCCUAUGUGUUCAUCGACCUCUGGAUACUCAACGGGUCUUCAUUACUCAUCUGUUACUCCUUCAGAAAAGCAUUCAGGAAAUGCUCCCUUUAUUUUUCAGUCAACAAGUGGCAGUACGACUUAUAUAAUAAAAUCUUCUGCUGAUGCCGAGCUUCUUCAAGCUGACGCUUCAACACAGUAUGAUAACAAUGACAAGGCAUCUUGGUCUUCAGAUGCAUUGCCAUGUAUCUAUGAUUUUCCCGUGAAUUCUCCCUUUCAGAACAAUCAGAUGGAAAAUGGUGAUGGGAUUGGUGUCCUGGCACCUGAGGACUUUAGUAAACCAAAUAAUUGGCAGGAUUGGGCAGAUCAGCUAAUCAAUGAAGAUGAUGAGUCACCAGAUUGGGCACAGAUUCUCAGUGAAACCAACCUCCCCAAUCCAGAAUCAAAGAUGGCACAUGGGGUCAUCAAAUCACCAUCAAGUCUUUCAGCACAUCAGACACGAUUGCAUCAAGGACUUCCUGCUUCAUCGGGGGAUAUCCAGAGUGCCAACAACUCUUCAUCCACAGCAAACAGUAGUACAGCCAAGGCACGUAUGCGUUGGACACCAGAACUUCAUGAGGCGUUUGUGGAGGCUGUCAGCAAACUCGGUGGCAGUGAACGAGCCACACCUAAGGGUGUGCUAAAACUCAUGAAAGCUGAAGGGCUGACAAUCUAUCAUGUGAAAAGCCACUUACAGAAGUAUAGGACAGCAAGAUAUAGACCAGAUUGUUCAGAAGGGUCAUCAGAGAAAAAAUUGACUACUUUUGAAGAAUUGUCAUCCCUUGAUCUAAAGACGAGCAUGGAGAUCACUGAAGCUUUGAGAAUGCAGAUGGAAGUUCAGAAACGGUUGCAUGAACAACUCGAGAUUCAGAGGAAACUCCAGCUUCAGAUUGAAGAGCAGGGGAAAUACCUCCAGAAGAUGUUUGAGAAGCAGAGCCACUCAGGAAUGAGCAAGCUGAAAGAAUCUUCUUCUAGUUUGGAUGAUCACUCUGCGCCUUCUGGAGAACUUCAAGACUGCCCUGAAAAAGCCGAAUAUGAAGAAUCCAAGGAGGAGCCAGAAAAAACCGAUAUUGAUCCUAUCAAUGAUAGCAACGUUGCUCCUAGAGAGUGUUUGCAGGAGCAGGGGGGGACGCAAAGUGAACCUGCAGCUGUCUCUCUCGAGAGUCCCAAGCAAGGGGUGCGCGAGUCGUCUUCUGAGCCUUCAAAGCGUCAGAAAAUGGGUGUUUGAGUUCAUGAUUUAUCCCAACUCAGCAUAUUGAAUUUGCGGUGAGAAUGACAAACUAAGCGAAAGGAAGAAAUGAGCCGAGAAUGGCGUCAUUCUCGGCUCUUUUUCACGUGGAGCAUCGAGCUUCAAGGCUUUUUGUGUCUUCAUUUUUCAUCAUCUCUUUGCUGCAAUUAGAUAUAUGUAUAUCCGCUGACUAAUUAUUGCUACUGAAGUGGCGGCUUUUUGGAUUAGCUGAACUGAACAUGGCUUCGGCCCUGGCGCAUCGGUUUUUCUGUCUGGCUACUAGAGAAUUUGGCAGUCUCUUAUAACAAUAACAUGCUGGAACGCUGCACUUGAUGUGUUUCAUUUGCAUUGAA